This is a messenger RNA of Cajanus cajan (pigeon pea), 793 nucleotides long. The record is from RefSeq and is a predicted model, not a curated record. Lineage: Eukaryota; Viridiplantae; Streptophyta; Magnoliopsida; Fabales; Fabaceae.
AGGUGAUAUGUCCUGCAAGUCUAUUUGGUGUCAACAAUCAUGAUUUUAAGUUGUAUAUUUCAUUUCAAGAUAUAUAUGAAUUAAUACAACGUGAAAUGCUCAACAUCUCAAUCAUACAAUUAUGGAUGUUAUAUUUGAAUCAAAAAAUUGAGGAGCUUGGCCAUGGUGACUUGUAUGGAUUUUUUGAGCCCCAGACAAUACAAAAAUCAGGGAAUAAAAAAGCUAAGUCUCAAAAUUAUAUCAAUGAAAGGAUAAAAACUUCACCAAAGCAAAUUUACUUGGCUCCUUAUGUCGAUCAAAAUCAUUGGCAGCUCCUGGUUCUUUGUCCUACAAACAAUGUUGCAAUCUGGUUUUGUUCUUUGCAUCGUAAGCCCAAUGUACAAUUCAAAAAUUUAAUAAAAAGUGUUAUGGUUGUGUAUAAUGUUAUGAGUGGUAGAUCUACAGCACAACCAAAGAACCUAGAUUGGAUUUACCCCAUGAGUAAUAUGCAACAAGGACAUUAUGAAUGUGGAUACUACGUGAUGAAUUGGAUGUUGGACAUAAUUGAAGGAGAAGUAACAACUGAUUGGAUCGAGCUUUUUGACGAUGUUGCGCCAUUGCCAGAAACAAAAUUGGAAGACAUUCGCAGUCAAUGGGCAAAGUUCUUUUUAGAAAAAUUUAGAAAUAGAUCAUGAUUUUUAACGAUGUUGCAUUUUGGUUUCCGGAUACGUGGAGGGUUAGAUCACAUUUUAGUUUUUAUUUCUGGUUGAUUUGGUGUUGUAUUGCUAUACUUAGUCGUUCUUAUGUUUGUAUU